CUACUUACUGUCAGUUGUACCCCUGCAAAAGCUGCUUACAUACCCUGACAUCAACAUCUGCAAUACACACAGUGUGACUGUGACUUUGAGUCCAGAACCCCAAAAUGCCAUAUCAGAAGGUGGCCUUUGUGAAGUCAGUGGGGCAGGAAGAUGCGACUUCCAUGGGUCUUCAUUUACAAAGAUGCUGAGGAGAAGGGUCUUCUGUAACAGAAUAGUUUCUUAGCCAGGGAGAUUCCAGUGAGCCUGAUAUUUGAUAGCCCUUUAAUUGCAGAAUUUGGACUGUAAAAGAGUGUGAGGUGAAAAGGUGACUGCCUGGCUGAGCUCUGCUGUCUCCAGGAGUGAAUGGUGGUAGCUUUGGGCUGACAGUGAAGGGAGUGGGGGCCAAAGCUGCCAACCACCUGGUACCUCAGGGGUGACCAGAAUGAGGGGAAAGAACUGAAGGGCAAUGACGUGUGGGGAGAGUCACACUAAGCUUUGUGGUCUCAUUAAACUUUGUAUAGCAGCAUUUCUUUUCAUUAGUUCAGUGGUAAGGAGUGAGCAUCCUGUGGGGUGAUGGGAGCGCACAAUCCCAGCUCAGCCUUGGGUUGUAUGGGAGUCAGUGGGAGGAUCUCAGUGGAAAGUGCAUUUCUGAAGCACGUAACCAAGUAACCACACUGAUCUGUGUCAAAGCUCCUUGGAGGGUGCAAGCAGAGCACUCAGUAAACACUGCAAGGAUAAGUGAGACCAGUGCUAGUGUGGAAGUGUAACGCCAGCACCAGGCCUCCCCCUCCAAGGCUCGUCAUGUCUGUUCCUCCAGCUCUUCGUCAGCAGUAUUUGCAGACUUGCCAGAAUCUGAGCCAACCUGAGAAUCACUUUGUUGCUCAUGUGCUUCAAGAAGCCGAUGAAAGCGAUAAUAUCAGACAGAGAACAGGAAUCACAUUAAAAAUAGCUGGAAAUAAUCGCUUAGUGCCUGUGCAGAGAGUUACAGAUGAAGAUGUUCAAGUUCUUGCCUCUGUCUUAAGCAGUGCUGUUUUUGUCACUGGUUUGGAUCUGAGGUACAACAUGUUGACUGAUGCUGGAGUAAAGCACAUGGCAACGUUCCUCCAGGAAAACUCAACUCUGCGAUACCUUAACCUGAUGUUUAAUGACAUCGGAGCGAGUGGAGCUGAGCUGAUAGCGGGUGCUCUCCAUAGCAAUGGAACUCUUCUGCAUCUGAGAAUGACUGGAAACAAAAUAGGCAAUAAGGGUGGACUGCACUUUGCUUCAAUGCUGCAAGUGAAUUGCACCUUAGAGAAGUUAGAUCUUGGAGACUGUGAUUUGGGUACGCAGUGUCUAAUAGCAAUAGCAGCAGUCCUGACUAAGAACAAAGCAAUCAAAGCAAUAAACCUAAAUCGUCCAUUGCUGUACAGCCAAGAGGAAGAGACCACAGUCCGGGUAGCUUUGACUCUGAAAAUUAAUUCUUCUCUUGUGGAGCUACAUUUGUGCAAGCAUGAAAUUAAAAGCUUUGGUAUAGAGCGACUGUGUGAGGCGCUGUAUGAAAACUGCAGCCUGAGAUACCUUGAUCUUAGCUGUAAUAAAAUAACUCGGGAUGAUGUGAAAUUUUUGGGAGAGCUACUGAAACAGAACCAAACUCUGGAAAUCCUGGAUCUUAAUUCAAACCGAAUAGAAGAUGAUGGAGCUUUCUACCUGAGCGAAGCUUUGACUUUGUACAACAGGACUCUCAAGGCGUUGUCAGUAGUAAGCAACAAUAUAAGUGGCAAAGGGCUGGUAGCUCUCUCAGAGUCAAUGAAAAUAAAUAUGGAACUCUCCUACAUUUAUAUCUGGGGCAACAACUUUGAUGAAGCUGCCUGCAUGGCAUUUUCAGCAUUAAUUCAGGCUGGCCGCUUGAAACCUAAUUGCACAGAUGUGGAACCGUAUGAAGUGGAUGGGCACGUUUACCUUGCAGAGCUCUCCCAUGGCCUUAAGAAACAUUACUACUGGACACCAAGUUAUGGGGAGGUGGAGAACACUGCUGCUAAUUCCAGUCUGGCAAUUGCAGCUGUUUCAGAAAAUCUCUAAGGUUGGUCUCAAGAAUGAGAAGACUCCCUACAAAAAUUCCAUGUUUCCCCCUGUUCAUCUCUUAAAGAAGUUACCAAUAUUGAUAUACACCACGUACCUCCAAAAUGAACUCUUUAAGCCUAAGAAUUAAUGUGCAGCUGAUUUCCAUGCAUCUAUUGGCACAAGGUACUGUACAGACCUGCUUCUUCAGGCCCUAUAGCACCCAGCCUGAACGCUCCUACAACUUUAAUAUAUAUAUAUCUCUUUCUAUAUAUAUUUAAAAUCUAUAUUCUAUUAAAUGAAUACAGUUGAUAGAGAUCAUACCUCAGCAGCUGAGAUAUCUUCACAAAAGAUGAGGCUAAGAAUCAAGGUUCUCAGAAGAGGACUGAAGAGUGCAGUUCACUACAUUAUUGCUCUGAGUCAAAAUUACAAGCCUGUGUAUUCUACUAAGAAAGGCUAAAAGUGUUGUCUUGUAAAAAAUAAUGAUUAUCUUCUUGUCUAUAAAGAAAACUAAGUGACUAUGAAAGAAGGUGGUACUGAUAGAAGUAUCUAAACAAAUCCUGUAUAAAUCUAAGUACUGUUUCAAAAAGUCUGAAUAUCUAAGAAUACAGCAACAAGCUAUUUUAGAAAUAUAAAAACAGUCCAAACAAACAUUGUUAUGGAAUGCGUCUUCUAAGUAGGAAUGUAGUUAUUUCUUCCUAGAGCAAUAUAAGCUCUUGUCUUUUAGUCUGAAUUUUACAUUAAUCCUCAGAUAACGAUAGUGUAUCAUUGGUUUGUCUUCCAGAGUCAGUUUAACGUGAAACUUAUCGAUCACGCAGUGUUGCACUUUGUCACUACUCAUGGCUAAGCCUCAAUACUCAUGGCUAAGCCUAUCUCUAUCCCAGGGCUCCUCCUCUGUAUUCAGAAAGAGGAAUCUUAGAACAAGGUACACAAAGUGCUCACUUGUGUUAAAUGGAGUCUGGAUUCUGAUCUUUGUGGUUCUUGCAUGCUGCUUAGCUACAGAAUCCUUCAGCUCCUCCAUCAACAACAGGAACUUGGAAGGAAAAAAAAAAAACAACCAUGGGAGAAGCAGUAGGAGGGAAAAGCCAAACAAAAUCUGAGAACUUCAUCUAUUGCCCUGUGCCAGCCUUAUGAAGGGCAUCAGCUGUAGGUAAAUGGUGCAGGAUGGAUAAGCAAAGAAACAUCAAGAAUAUGGCAAUAAUUAGCAAACUAAGUGAGAAAUGCCUGCAUUCAACUGUUCCUUGGCCACUCCAUGCUGUCUGUAGUAGAUUUUAUGAUUAAAUUGG
Molecule: messenger RNA, 3302 nt
Organism: Coturnix japonica (Japanese quail)
Lineage: Eukaryota; Metazoa; Chordata; Aves; Galliformes; Phasianidae
Gene: LRRC34
Product: leucine rich repeat containing 34
Molecular function (GO): protein binding
Source: RefSeq, a predicted model, not a curated record